AUGUCAUCCCCCCCCAGCAACAACAUGCUGUACCCCAAGGAGGACAAGGAGAACCGGAUUCUGCUUUAUGCUUGCCGCAACUGUGACUACCAGCAAGAGGCUGACAACAGCUGCAUCUAUGUCAACAAGAUCACCCACGAAGUGGAUGAGCUCACACAGAUCAUCGCUGAUGUCUCCCAGGACCCCACACUGCCCCGCACUGAGGACCACCCCUGCCAGAAGUGCGGGCACAAGGAGGCCGUCUUCUUCCAGUCGCACAGCGCCAGAGCAGAGGAUGCCAUGAGGCUCUACUACGUCUGCACU
Messenger RNA from Phaethon lepturus (White-tailed tropicbird), 303 nucleotides. It is a transcript of the gene POLR2I, whose product is annotated as polymerase (RNA) II (DNA directed) polypeptide I, 14.5kDa. NCBI's taxonomy places the organism in Eukaryota, Metazoa, Chordata, Aves, Phaethontiformes, Phaethontidae. Gene Ontology annotation, biological process: maintenance of transcriptional fidelity during transcription elongation by RNA polymerase II; transcription-coupled nucleotide-excision repair; DNA-templated transcription. The record is from RefSeq and is a predicted model, not a curated record. Gene Ontology annotation, molecular function: nucleic acid binding; DNA-directed RNA polymerase activity; zinc ion binding. The transcript is spliced from 5 exons. Gene Ontology annotation, cellular component: RNA polymerase II, core complex. The annotation marks the transcript as partial.